This is a messenger RNA of Trichomonas vaginalis G3, 1332 nucleotides long. RefSeq names its product ribonuclease inhibitor domain-containing protein. Bases 1 to 1332 code for a protein of 443 amino acids. The record is from RefSeq and is a predicted model, not a curated record. NCBI's taxonomy places the organism in Eukaryota, Parabasalia, Trichomonadida, Trichomonadidae. The transcript has a single exon.
AUGUUUGCUUUACUUUCUAUCCACUCUAUUUCCUCUGUUUCCUUAAAUGGUGAUCAGUUGCUAAUAGGUGGAGAGGACUUUACAUUUUCAAGACAACAAAUUGAUGAAGCAGAUCCAAAUCAAAUUGCUGUCACAGUUAUCAUUGAAGGAAAAUAUACAGAAAUACCAGAUAACGCAUUUCAAUACCUAAGUAAUAUCAAAAAUGUUUCAAUUACAGCACCAAUUGCUACAAUUGGUGAAUCUGCAUUUGAAGGAUGCUCAAAUUUGAUUUUCAUAGAAUUACCACACAAUUCGCCUGAAAUAAAACAAUCUGCAUUUGCAAAUACUUCAAUUAAAUCACUAAAUCUGCAAGUUUCAAAAAUUGAAAUGUAUACUUUUACGAAUUCUAACAUUAAAACAAUAUCACUCGAAAAAGUUGAAAGAAUACAGCUUUAUGCGUUUGCAAAUUGCUCUCAUCUCAAAAAAAUAACUUUAUCAAAUUUAUUGGCUUUUGUUGGUGAAUGCUGCUUUGCAAAUUGCACUUCAUUAGAGUCAAUUCAACUAGAUAAUGUAAAAAGAUUACUUCCAUACACUUUCUACAAUUGCAAAUCGUUGAAUUCAAUUUCAUUAUCAAAUGAACUUAUAAGAAUCUACGAUUAUGCAUUAUCUUACACACAGAUAUCAUCUAUAUCACUUGCACCUACUACAGGCUACAUAGGUAACGGAGCUUUCGAGGAAUGUUCUAAAUUAUCACAAAUUUCCAUUUCAGAAGCUGUAUAUUUCAUCGGAGCAUCAGCAUUCAAAGGAACAUUAAUAACAUCAAUACAACUUCCUGCAAAAGUAACUCAUAUUCCUUCAAGUGUUUUUGAAAAUUGUAAAAAUUUACAAAAAUGCGUCAUUUUAGGGGACUUAGAUUCCAUUGAAGAAAAAGCUUUCAUGGGAUGUACUUCUCUCCAAGAAAUGGUCAUUAUAGGAAGUGUUUCUAAAAUAGAUCAGACAGCAUUUAGCGGAUGCCAAAGUCUGAAAAAAUUCUAUUUUUGCGCCGAUCAAAUUAAUGAUAAAAAUAUGUCACUUUUUGAAUCAAAUGUGACCAUUUUUGUACCAUCUAGUUAUAACAGAACGACCUUCUUUGGCUUGAAUGUAACAAUUGACAAGUCUGGAACUUGUCCUUCUGUUGAACCAGAUAAUAAAUCUGGAAUUACAACAAAACAACGUAAUUGGAUUAUUAUUGGUACAGUUCUUGUUGUUGCUGUUCUGUCUGGUAUCAUUAUUUUCGUUUCUUACAAAGCUUACCAAGCUCAUAAAAGAAGAUUUGACUCAAUCACUUCGACUUUGAUGCUUGGCAAUGUAUAA